UGUGACUCCAAGGGUUGCACUGCAACAUCGUGAAACACUUCAAGAUUUGUGCGCGUCAUUCCUUUACACUGCAACAUCGUGGUGCACUUCAAGAUUUGUGCUUGUCACUCCUUCACAAUUCAAAAGAAAUCCCUGUGACUACAAGGGGCACACACACACUGACCACCAAGGUGAUCCAAAGUGACGUAAUUUGUGUAAAAAAAUUGCAACAUCAAAAGUACUGCGGGCCGACACGGUUGGCUACAUUUGCCGCAUGCCUCCUUCCUCAGAGACAUGCGUGAUGCCAAGAACUUCUGAGCCUGUGCCAAGUCCGAAAACAUAUACAAUCGAAUUCGGAUGGAUAAUUUCUUACAAAGCAAAAGGCAAGACAUCUCGUGAUUCCCAACUCCUAAUUGUUGUCCAGUGCCCCUGGAACCACAAUAUAUAGUACAUUUGAAGCAAGUGUGGUAAAAAGAAGGGGUCCUCCCAAGAGUCUCAAGAGAUCAAUUCCAGGUGAGCAUCAUUUCUGAACCUCUUGUUCUUCAGGUUUCGCCUGUUCGAAUGAUCUGCCCGAUGGAUCGCCAGAUCAUUUGGAGGCAUUUUUGCACAGCAAUAUGUGCCAGGUCCAUGGCUGCUUUGGACAGGCAGUGCUGCUUUCGCCCCCGAAACCACUUGGACCUCCGCGUGGUGAUUGCGGCAAGCGUGACUCGCACCACCUGCGUCAGCGUCGAAAAACACUACAGUUGAUGCGAAGCGUCAGCUGUGAUGUUUGUGGCCGGAUGGCUUCAGGGAUCCGCAUGGUGGGCUGUACGCAUGCAGAGGCAGUGCCGAAGAUUUGCGAGGACCGGACCUUGAAAAUUUGCAAUGCAAUAGCUUGGUCGCACACAGUGGAGGAGCUAGUGGGCUGCGAAUUUGCUCGAACUCGUACCUGCAACCGCAACAACGACAAGUGCAAUGCAUGCCAUUGCUUCACCCUCCAACAGCGGGAGAAUGUCAAAGUGAGGCGACAUGGCAGACUACCAUCUCAACGCGCUGCAAAGUCGGGACAGCAAUACCCAAGGUCAGAGAAGGCCAAAAAGAAUGAACGGAAAUUUAUGGAGGAGGAAGAAUUGAGGAUGCAGAAAGUGGAGGGCAUCCCUAGGCUGCAGAAGUCUUUGAUCCAAGCCUGUGGCGGCAGAAAGAGUGUCAUUGAGUUCCCAAUUUCGCUGGAGCCCGAAAGCGAAUGAGAAGCCAAAGCUUGGUUUACCCGGGUUCCCAGCAACUGAGAGCUCAGAAACUGCAUUUGUCGAGGGUGCGAAAGAUUUUG
Durusdinium trenchii is the source of this 1285-nucleotide messenger RNA. The record is from the annotation of a GenBank genome assembly. Lineage: Eukaryota; Dinophyceae; Suessiales; Symbiodiniaceae.